Molecule: messenger RNA, 576 nt
Organism: Gongylonema pulchrum
Lineage: Eukaryota; Metazoa; Nematoda; Chromadorea; Rhabditida; Gongylonematidae
Source: the annotation of a GenBank genome assembly
AUGGAAAAGUACUUGAAGCAAUGUUCUGCACAGGAACGAAAUGAUGGCGUACAGUGGUGCACGUUCGACUUUGAGCGUGAGUUCGGCUACGACUGCUCAAAAGCAACAAAUUAUGGCUACGACAACGGCAAUCCAUGCUUUUUGUUCGUUUUUGAAAAUCAUUUGAACUGGAAGCCAAAUGUGAAGGAAGAUGUUUCCUAUUUACCGUUUCUGUGCAGAAUGCAGUAUCAGUAUUCUUCAAAUGUUUAUGUGAAUAUUACGUAUUAUCCUGCGCUGCCAACACUGCUGCGUAAUGGAGGUUUUCGACUGAAUUUGAUACCAAGUCGAAAGAUAACAAGUGAUGAUGGGAAUGAUAUUCGGGAAACGAAUGGCAACAUCAUGCACACUUUACCUCCACUGGUAAUGAUGAAAAUGACACUUCCGAAUAUCUUAUCAAAGGAUCGUGCUGGUGAAAUUGGUCCAUUUACAUUGGACUGCCGAAUAAAGGAUAAUGUUUUUGGCUAUGAAUUUGAUAAUAUGAAACAAUUUGGCGGCCAAACAGCUGUUUCAUUCGACUUUGUGCCACGAUUUUCCUAA